AUGUAUUGCAGCGAAGAUGAUUCUCCGCCGUACGUCAACUCAUAUCAAAACGGCAGAUACAGCUCCUCCUCGAUAGCCUCCGCCUCUGCCUCUGCCUCUGCCUCCUCCUCCUCCUCUUCUUCUUCCGCCUCGGUGUGGUGGUCCGACGCCUCCUCCCAAUCUUCCGACGAUUCCUCAGUCACCGGCGCGUCUUCCGACAAUGAGAUUUCAGAAACAUACUGCUGGACGAGCCAGCUCGCACCCUCCCUGACGACCACGAGUGAACAGCCUCCCGUCGCAUACUGGCCAAAUAAGUUACAUGUGGUUGAAGCUGCGCCAGAGCCUCGGCACCCUAGAAGGACGAGCGGUGGAGCAGGUACCCGAUCAGGUUGCCCGCCUUCACUAGUCCGCCAAUGCGAUCGAAAGAUCAAUUUUGUUGACGGCCUUGUCGAUUCAUCGGCCCAGAUUGUCGAAGCCAUCUGGCCCCUGUCCUCGGUCGUGUGCCGAGGCGAGGUGGGAAGUAAGGGCGUUCUGCCUUUACGGACAUUCAUUCAAGAGACCCUCCGACGAUCACGGACCAGUUACUCGACCUUGCAGGUCGCCUUGUACUACCUGAUCUUGAUCAAGCCACACGUGCCCAAGCAUGAUUUUACGAUGGAACAGCCCGACGAUGCACACUCGGUCAGAGCACUUCAAUGUGGACGGCGCAUGUUCUUGUCGGCUCUCAUCUUAGCUUCCAAAUACCUCCAAGAUCGCAACUACUCAGCCCGCGCGUGGAGCAAGAUUUCCGGACUGAACACCUUGGAGAUCAACCAAAACGAGAUGGCCUUCCUCUUGGCUGUCAAGUGGGAGCUCCACAUCACGGAUUCCGUUUUUCGACGAUGGACCGAGAUUGUUCUUGGCAACAGCCCAACUCAGCCACCCUCCCCAGGCUCGGCACCUUCCCGCCUGGCGGAGCAGGACUGGAAAUCGGUUAUUCUUAGGCUCACUCCUGAAUUGGAUAACAUCGAGGGUCUGACGCCGCGGACCUCUCCCCAGGUCUACCAAAAACGCAUCGGCGUGACCUCUUCGCCACGGUCUUUCGCACCUCUGAUUGCCGACCGCAGCACGUUUGGAUAUGGUAGCAACGAAUCAACUCCUACCCAAAAAUGCUAUGCCCCUAGUGUCCUGGAGCCGUCGCCUUCCACCGUCUACCCAGCCAGCAAACCCGCGCCGGCUCUUGGUCUGCUCCCCACUCCAAGACUGACGCCGCAAAGCACUGGAUUCAACACUCCUGCAGUGAGUGCUGCAUCUUACAUGCUUGGCAAGUCAUCCAUGGGAUAUGCAAUGGCACAGGCUUCGAACAUCGGCGUUGCUCGGGUCGCGGACAGGUGGCAACCACAUGUGUCAUCCUCCUCGCCUCGACCAAGCACACUUCGUCGAUCAUCACUAGCCAAUUCAGUUUCGUCCAUGUCGUCGCCAGAGUCCAUGGUCUCGGAUUCCUCGUCCCGAUCCUCUCGUUCGUCUUCCAUCUCCUCUGCCUCGUUUAUGAUGUGCGCGCCUACCUCGUCUAAACUGGACGUCCAGGCGCGCUGUCGCUACGCGAAGCUCUGCAGUGAGAAGCAGAACAGAUCCGGUAUCGCCACGGUGCCCGAGUACUGCGACAAUGGUCCCACCUCGUCACCAGAGUCAUACACCGGACCGGUGAGCAAGGAAUUCCUGGACCUCUCUCUGGGCACACCACUGGCUCGGCAAGCUGAUUUGGAGGUGUACUCGAAGGAUCAAGCUGCACGUGCUCUCCAAGAGCUCCACAACCACCCACGCUCGUCUGCCUCCCCCAUCCGAGCCGGUGAGAAGCGCAGUCGUCCACAAUCGAUCGACAACUCUCUGCAAGAGAACGUCAGAGAGAUGUUGAGCGGUCGCUAUCAGCCCUCGCAAAGCAACUCUUCUGACAGACAUGCCCGUACUCGCUCGAUCCAUGUCGCAGCCGCCAGCCCGCAAGUCGCUGUCCGAUCUACGUACCCUCCGUCCCUCGGACGCAAGAGAAUCUGCUGCGCCACCGAAGCAGCUAACGGGCUACAACGACACCCUGGACACCCUGUCUUCGGAGGGCUCGGUGGCCCAGGGAUGUGGCAACACAUUCUGAAUUAA
This is a messenger RNA of Drepanopeziza brunnea f. sp. 'multigermtubi' MB_m1, 2109 nucleotides long. RefSeq lists its product as uncharacterized. Gene Ontology annotation, cellular component: cyclin-dependent protein kinase holoenzyme complex; nucleus. Gene Ontology annotation, biological process: regulation of cyclin-dependent protein serine/threonine kinase activity. NCBI's taxonomy places the organism in Eukaryota, Fungi, Ascomycota, Leotiomycetes, Helotiales, Drepanopezizaceae. Gene Ontology annotation, molecular function: protein kinase binding; cyclin-dependent protein serine/threonine kinase regulator activity. The record is from RefSeq and is a predicted model, not a curated record.